AUUAACAUGGCUCCAGUAAACCGGCCAGCCCCUGUGGAAGUCACAUACAGGAACAUGAGAUUUCUUAUUACACACAGUCCAACCAGUGCAACCUUAAACAAAUUUAUAGAAGAACUUAAGAAAUACGGAGUUACUACAAUAGUAAGAGUAUGUGAAGCCACCUACGACACUGCUCUUGUGGAGAAAGAAGGCAUCCAGGUUCUGGAUUGGCCUUUUGAUGAUGGGUCAUCACCAUCUAACCAGAUUGUGGAUGACUGGUUAACUCUUGUAAACAUUAAAUUUUGUGAAGAACCUGGUUGUUGUAUUGCUGUUCAUUGUGUUGCAGGUCUUGGGAGAACUCCAGUGCUUGUUGCCCUAGCACUAAUUGAAGGUGGAAUGAAAAAUGAAGAUGCAGUACAGUUUAUAAGACAAAAGCGGCAUGGAGCUUUUAACAGCAAGCAACUUUUGUAUUUGGAGAAAUAUCGUUCUAAAAUGCGGCUGCGCUACAAAGACUCCAGUGGUCAUAGAAACAACUGUUGCAUUCAAUAAGACUUGGCUCCCUGAUGUUGUUGCCUUGGAAAUGGAACUUGAGACAGAACUUAAUUAUCAUACAUAUUAGCCAGCAUGUAGGCUUAAUGAAUGACAAGUCUAAUGAAGCUUCCAUAGGAAUCAUGAAAAAGCCACAAGCUUGACAGAAUUGCAGCCUCUAUGUUUGGCUUCAUACUAUUCCCAUGCCAGAAAAAAUAUGUAAGAAAUUGAGAGAUUAGGUGCCAAAAUAUCCAGCACAAUACUUGUAUAUUUUUAGUAUCAUAUAUAAUUAAAAUCCUAGAAAUUAUGGACAGCACUGUAAACCAUAUGUGGUUUAUUCCUUUAGUCCUUUCAGACAUUGCAAGUAUGGCCUAUGUGGUUAUUUGUUCCUUCAUGUUUACCAUCCCACAUGAGCACCAGUAUACAUCAGGUUUUAGCAAAAAUUGAUUUUUAUUGGAUUCUUACCAAGACUUAGGGAAUUAUUUAAUGUAUUUCUAUUAAGCUCAUUUUGUGCUGUUAUAAAAACCUCCAUUUUGAAAAAUCACAAAUCUGUGGUUAAAAGUUCAUGUAAAAUACACAGCGUACAGAAGCACAUGUGUGAUGUCUUCAGACAAAAAAGUCUUAUAGUUACCUUAAUGUUUACACUUGGGGUGCAACUUAGAGGGGGAGGGCCUGAAGACAGAGUGGGAGGAGGCUAUGAAAUAUCUCUAGUAAAAUGUUUCCUUUGUCUUGUGCAGGAUGUAUAGAAUAGAUCUUUAAUUUAGCAAAAAAAAAUUCUUUUUAAGGCAGAGAUGCUUUAUAGCCCAAACUUUUCUUAUUUAUAAAAUUUCUGAAAUCGAAAUUCUUCACAUGUCUAUUGGAAGUUGUUUAUUAACUAUUUUUCUUUGAAGCAUAUUUUUUCUUGUCUUCCCAAUCAAGAGAAGUGGGUUUCUACUAAUGAAGUGAGUAGGCAUCUAAUAUUUUAUAUGCUUUUUGAACUGUGCAACUUUGUAUUUGGAUACCUGAUACUUUGUUUUAUUAUGUAAUUGAUAAAAUGGUGACCUGUAUUAAUGCUAGUUUAACCAUAUAUUCAUACUGUCUGGGAAUAUAGUUCUUCAGGAGAAAUAAUUUCAGUGUUCACCAUUCACCAGCUAGUACAAGAGCUUACCCAUCUAAAUAAAUAAUGAAUUGCAGGAGGGAGAAAGAGGCAGGAUGGUAGAAAUGCGUUAAUAUUGGUAAAAGUGGAAGCAAAGGCAUUACUAGAGAUAAAGAAAAUUUCAAAAGUUUCAAUUCACCAGGAAGUUACAACAAUUGUAAACUUUAUGCAUCAGACAACAUUGGUCCAAAAUCUAUAAAGCAAAUAUGGAGAGAACUAUAAGGAACAUUAACAAAUUUACAAUAGUGGUGGGAAAUUUUACUAUCCUUCUUUCAGAAACAGAUCAAGUAGACAAAAAUCAGUAAAGAUAUAGAUUUGAACAAAACAAUUAAAAAGCUUGAUUCCAUGAACAUAUAAGGGGCAUUGCAACUGACAGUGAGAAUCCAUAUUAUUUUUAGGAGUGCAUGAAAUAUUUUAUUACAUUUGACCAUAAAAAUUUCAGCAAAUUUAAAAAUAUUUAAGUAAUACAAAUAACUUCUUUGACUACAAUUCAGCUAAGUUAGGAAGAAAGUUAAUAAUAUCCAUACAUUUGGAAUUUUGAAAAUCUGUGUCUAUAGACUUCCAGAUAGGGUAUAGUAGGUUGUGGCAUUCCACCACCUACUUAUAACAACCAGAAAAAUAAAGAAAAAUUUAUAAAGUAGUAUGUUUGAGGACAUGUGAGAGCUGUGAAAGCAACAAGAACUAGGUGAAAAGGAGUUCCAGAGAGGGAGGAGCUCUCCUGAGGUGAGUGGCCAUUCCCCACCUCCCCCCCACCCCGCCCCAUUGGGGGCAUUCACUGAUUCUGGACGUGGACAAAGAAUCAGACUUGGUCCAGGUAGAAGGUCUCUACUGAGGGAAAGAGAAACCCAGACAGGCUUUUGGUGGUCAUGUGGGACUGGUACAGCAGAUUGGAAAAUUGAGAAGUUUGGCCAUUUUCGUCCACAUGUUGCAAGUUGAGUUCCUCAGGAAACCUAUACUAAAUCUGAGAUUUGCAUUUGGAGAUUUACUGGGGAGUUGUUUCAACACCUGUGGGGGAGCAACAGAACCAGGAAAUGGCGGAAGUUGUUGAAUGGUGAUACAUACAGUUGUAAAACUGGCCUCAGCCAAUCUUGCAAGGAGCUCUGAAGCUGGGAUGACCACUUAUGGAUGUCCCCACUUGAGGUGAAGGGGUUGAAUGUUUGGACUUGAAUCAACCAGUCAUUGGAUGCAGGCUGUCCCUGGGGAUAAGGGCAUACCCUUGGAUGAAGUACCUUCCUUCAGCCAAGUGCAAUUCCCAGAGAGGGAUGCAGCUGUGAACCUUCAGCUGAUAAUACUUCUGGCAGAGUGUUUCAGACCUGCAGAGGGAUCUGGGUGGUGCAACCACAGCAUCCACUAUACUAAAUGACACUUGCUGAAUUCUGGGGCUAUGUAUGAGAGCCUGGGGAGUUAGAAUGAAGAUUUAAAAGACAGGGAAAUCUCCCUUAAUUUCAUAGUGCUUAGGAGACCUAUGCACUUAGAAGAGGGGUUCCAAUCUUCUCCAACACUGUAUUUUUUAUUAUAGCCAUUCUGUUAAGUGUGAAGUGAUAUCCCAUUGUGGUUUUAAUUUUCAAAUGACCAGUGAUAUUAAGCAUCUUUUCAUGUGCUUGUUAGCCAUUCACAUAUCUUUUGUAGUAAUAUGUCAAUUCAAACAUUUUGUCCACCUUUUUAAUUGGGUGGUUUUGUCAUUUUCUUAUUGAAUUAUAAAAGUUCUUCAUAUAUUCUGGACCCAAUGUCUUUAUCAGAUAUCUAAUUUGCAAGUAUUUUCUCUCAGUCUGUUGCUUGUUGUUUUCUAUCUUAAUGGUAUGUUUCAAGAGCAAAACUAAAAAAAAUUGAAUUACAAUUUAUCAAUUUUUCUUUUAUAAAUCAUGCUUUUGAAUUUUAUCUAAGAACUCUCCUCAAUCAGAGUUUUCUGCUAUAUUUUCUUCUAGAAGUUUUAUAGCUUUAGCUUACAUUUGGGUCUGUGAUCUAUUUUAAAUUAAUUUCUGUGUAUGGUGUGAAGUAAAUCUCUUUUUGUAAUUUUUUUAUUUUUUGAAUGUGGAUAUUCAGGUGUCACAGUAUCACUGAAGUAUUUUGGUAGCUUUUUGAAAGUCAGUUUACCAUAAAAGUAAGGACUUAGUUGUGAAUUCUCAGUUCUUUUCCCCUGAUACAUUUCCAUUGAUCUACAUAACCACACAGUCUUGAUUAUCGUAGUUUUAUAGUAAGUUUUGAAAUUGGAUAGUGUACUUUUUCUUUUCAAAAGAUUUGGCUAUUUUAGAUCCUUUCCACUUCCAUAUAAAUUUUAGGAUCGGCCUGUCAAUUUCUACAAAAAAAAAAAAAAAA
This is a messenger RNA of Mirounga angustirostris (Northern elephant seal), 3958 nucleotides long. RefSeq names its product protein tyrosine phosphatase type IVA 1-like. Lineage: Eukaryota; Metazoa; Chordata; Mammalia; Carnivora; Phocidae. The record is from RefSeq and is a predicted model, not a curated record. Gene Ontology annotation, cellular component: nucleus; cytoplasm. Gene Ontology annotation, biological process: positive regulation of cell migration; protein dephosphorylation. The transcript has a single exon. Gene Ontology annotation, molecular function: protein tyrosine/serine/threonine phosphatase activity; protein tyrosine phosphatase activity. Bases 7 to 528 code for a protein of 173 amino acids.